Molecule: messenger RNA, 663 nt
Organism: Laccaria bicolor S238N-H82
Lineage: Eukaryota; Fungi; Basidiomycota; Agaricomycetes; Agaricales; Hydnangiaceae
Exons: 4
Coding region: 1-663 (220 amino acids)
Source: RefSeq, a predicted model, not a curated record
AUGGAUCCUCCAGCCAAUGUCGAAGAGCUACCCUUCAUAAUUCAGCUAUUCUUCUCCCUCCGCGGCAGUGCAACGAGACCAGGCGCGCUAAUGGAAUGUGAUGCAAGCCAAUCCAAGCUACAAGUAUGGAGGUGGCCGGUGAACCGCCGCAGGGAGCGGAUCACACCCUCUGAUCUUAAUGGCCAUCGUGCCACUCACCACUUCCAGUUCCCUGGGUGCUUUUGUCCUCUCCAGAGUGGCGGUGGCAGUUUAGGUUUGAACAAAGAAACUGCAAUCUACAUGCCAACUGGUGGCCCAUACAAGAAUCAGUGGGUCGCCGCCUGCGCUACCCAAGAAUGCCUUUACCGUGUCCCUUUGGCAAUUUUUUACAGGUUGGACAGGUUGGCCAUCAAUCAUUACUCUCCCAGAAUUGUUGGUGACCAUGGUCCCCUCCCCAUCUUUCAUAUCUCUGAGAUGUGGGGACCUGUGCUAUCUUUGCGCGAUAUGAGCCCUGUGGCUCCAACUGAAAUCGACUUGUCAGACAACGGGAGUUCCGAGUCCGAGUCUCAUGAAUCGGACUUGGACUCGGCGAUGCACACACAGGAUUUUGAGUGGCCAGUUCCUCCAAGUCCUAAGAACAGCAUUCAUAUCCGCCGGCCACUUGGUAACACCCAUGUCUUUUGA